Molecule: messenger RNA, 4032 nt
Organism: Triticum urartu
Lineage: Eukaryota; Viridiplantae; Streptophyta; Magnoliopsida; Poales; Poaceae
Source: RefSeq, a predicted model, not a curated record
CAAAUGUGUUUUUAAACACCUGGGCCAUGAGCCAGCUGAGCAUCCAACGCACACGCACCCGCACACUUCACAGCUCGCACACCGCCACCCGGCAAAACCAAAGUAGAAACGGUUCCCGUACUGUUCUGCUCCCCCGGUCGAGCAGAGGUGACCAGGGCCUCAUGCGUUCUCCCAAGCAACCGGCGAAGCUCGUCAUGCUUUUACUGUUGGCACUGCUGCUGCUCUGUAACGGAGUUGGCAACGUCCAUUGCACAAGGAUCCACGAGAACAGCGUCGAUCUACACGCGCUGCUAGACUUCAAGCAGGGCAUCAACAAUCCUCAGGAAGCCUUGAGCAAUUGGAGCACCACCACCCACUUCUGUCGAUGGAAUGGUGUCAUCUGCACCACGACACGGCCGUUUCGUGUCUUGUCGCUUAUACUCACUGAAUUGGACUUAGCAGGCCAAAUCAGCUCCUCUCUUGGAAACUUAACCUUCCUUGAAACGCUUGACCUUUCAUAUAAUAACUUCGUUGGUCCCUUACCUGUCCUUGGCCAUCUCCAACAACUCCAGACACUUUCUCUGAACAACAACAGUUUAAAUGGGAUGAUUCCUGAUUCACUUACCAACUGUUCCAGCUUGGACACUUUAGAUCUCUCUGUAAACUUCCUAGUGGGUCCAAUUCCUCCGAAUCUGGACUUGCUUUCAAAUCUGACUUACUUAGAUCUAUCUAGAAACUUGCUAGUGGGUCAAAUUCCUCUGAAAAUAGUUUCUCUACCAAAGCUGGCCACAUUAGAUCUCUCUACUAACAUGCUAGUGGGUCAAAUUCCUCCGAAGUUAGGCUUUGUUUCAAGUCUAGAAUACUUCAGUUUGGCAUCAAACAAACUCGAGGGAAGCAUUCCUAAUGAGCUUGGGCAAUUGCCUAGUUUACAACACUUGCUCCUGGGAGACAAUAAUCUUUCAGGUGAAUUCCCGCAUUCCAUCUUGAACCGUUCUGCUUCUCUCCUAUAUCUAGGCUUGGAGCUGAAUAUGCUAGGCAAGGUAUUGCCACCUAAUAUAGGUGACCUUCGGGGUCUCGUACACCUUACAAUGAGUGGCAACAUGUUUGAAGGGCACAUCCCAGCUUCCCUAGGCAACGCCACAGGAUUAAAAGUAAUAGACUUAUCAGCUAACAAUUUCACCGGGCAAAUUCCUAACUCUUUUGGAAAGCUCUCAAAUCUGACUAAUCUAAACCUUCAGUAUAACCAGCUUGAAACAAGGGACUGGGAAUUCUUCAAUGCAUUGACGAACUGUCGUUCUCUAAACUCACUCUCACUGGGUUUCAACCAGCUGCAGGGAUCUAUACCGCAGUCUGUCGGUAACCUAUCCAACAAACUAGAACAACUUACUUUGACUCAAAAUAGCUUAUCAGGACAAGUACCCCAGAGCAUCGGCAACCUUAGUGCAUUAAAUCAACUGGCACUAGGUAUAAACAACUUAAGCGGCACAAUAGAAGGAUGGAUUGGAAACCUAAAAGGCCUUGAAGUAUUAACUCUCCGCUCAAACCGCUUCACCGGCCAAAUCCCACCCUCUAUUAGCAAUCUUACUCGGUUGAUAAAUCUUUAUCUCUAUGAUAAUCAAUUCGAGGGCCUCAUACCCCCCAGCCUGGGAAACCUCCCACUCACACAGCUAGUCCUUAGCUCUAACAAUCUUUACGGGUACAUACCACCCAGCUUAGGAAGCCUCCAACAGCUUACGUCAUUGAAUCUUAGCCACAAUAAUCUCCAAGGUGAGAUACCUCAGAUUAGCGCCCUUAAGCAACUCACUACUUUAGAUCUUUCUUCAAAUAAGCUCACAGGGAGUAUUCCAGAUUCUUUGGGCCAAUGUUACGGCUUACGGAGUCUGCAAAUGGACCAAAACUUUCUGUCAGGAAACAUCCCAAUAGCUUUUGGCAAACUGUUGUCUCUGAGUAUACUAAAUCUAUCACACAACAACUUGUCAGGCACCAUCCCGUCGGCUCUAAACAAACUAGAGUUCCUAAACCAUCUUGACCUUUCAUAUAAUCAUCUUGAAGGAAAAAUACCCAGAGAUGGAGUAUUCGAAAAUGCUACGGCUGUUUCACUUGAGAACAAUUGGGGGCUCUGCGGAGGCGCCGUGGAUCUUCACAUGGCUUCAUGCACAACCAUUUCCAAGAAAGAAGAGGAGAGACGAUACCGUUUGAUUAAAGUAUUGAUUCCAAUAUUUGGAUUCUUGUCACUGGUACUGUUGAUCUACUUUGUACUCCUUGAGAAGAAGAUGCGAAGGGCAAAUGAUACAUCAGCUUCAUUAGGCGAGAAUUUUCUGAAGGUUUCUUAUGCGGAUCUAGCACAAGCCACAUCAAACUUCUCUGAAUCUAACCUGGUUGGGAGAGGAGGUUAUGGCUCUGUCUAUCGCGGAAAGUUAAAGGAUUCUAAGGUGGAAGUGGCCGUCAAGGUUUUUGAUCUUGAGAUGCAUGGAGCUGAGAGAAGCUUUCUGAAAGAAUGCGAGGCACUGCGAAGCAUUCAGCAUAGAAAUCUUCUUCCCAUCAUAACUGCUUGCUCGACGGUAGAAAAUACAGGCAAUGUUUUCAAAGCUUUAGUUUAUGAGUUCAUGCCUAAUGGGAACCUAGACACAUGGCUGCAUCACAGAGAGGACGGGAAGGCUCAUAAACAUUUAAGCUUAGCUCAAAGAUUAGACAUAGCUGUUAACAUGGCUGACGCACUGGAUUAUCUACACCAUGACUGCGGAAGACCCACCAUCCAUUGUGACCUGAAGCCCAGCAAUAUUCUUCUGGAUGAUGAUAUGACCGCUCUUUUAGGAGACUUUGGUAUUGCAAGUUUUUACCAAGAUUCCAGGUCAACAUCACCUGGUUCAGUGAGUUCAUCAUCAGUCGGUAUGAAGGGUACUAUUGGAUAUAUUGGUCCAGAGUACGCGGGAGGUGGCCGCCAUGCAUCAACUUGCGGAGAUGUUUACGGUUUUGGGAUAAUACUGCUGGAAAUGAUGACCGGAAAAAGACCAACAGAUCCAUUGUUCAAGGAUGGAGUUAGCAUUGUCGACUUUGUGAAGAGCAACUUUCCACAUGAAAUAGUUCGUGUCAUUGAUGCUAAUCUCAGUGAAGAAUGCAAGGACAUUGCUCAAUCAAAGAAGAUUUCAGAAAAUUCAGUUCAUCAAUGUUUGCUAUCUGUGCUGCAACUAGCACUUUCCUGUACGCACCCAGUACCAGGCGAAAGAAUGAAUAUGAAAGUGGUGGCCAGCAAAAUGCAUGCAAUUAAAACAUCCUAUGGGGGCUGCAAUGCGCAAGAGUGAAGAGUGUCCUUCACUAGAAUUAGAGUGACUGCGAACGUGCUAUGUAAGUGUAACAUUGUAACCAGCAUAAUGAAUCUGUAGUGUACACUUACAUGUGUGUAUGUAUAUAUAUUUAAUAUAUUUUGUGUACUCCUCGGAGUAUAUGUACGCCUAUAUUUAAUACCAGAACGGUCAAGCCAUGGACAGACGCUGGGGCAAUCAGAGGAAUACCAGAACGGUCAAGCCAUGGACAGACCAGAGAUGAAAGGACGAGAUGAUUUCUUGGAAGGAGAGGACCAGGAGGAAGAGAAAGAGAUGGAACUUGCUAAGGUCAAUCUGGAGGAGGCCGGUGUGUUCCAGGACCAAGUGUUCGACAAUAAGAACGUGCAGAAGCAUGUUGAGGAGGUGGAUGAUGAGGACCUCAUGGAAGGUAUGGAGGCAACCGACCCAGGGGCCGCCGGUCAACUGACGGGGCCAAGUGUGGCGCCCCGUCAGGAGCAAUGAAUUCCAUAGUGUGGAACUGCCGUGGUGCGGGGAACGCCUCGACAGUUCGCGACAUCGUGGCUCUGACUCGAGCCCAUUCCCCAAGUAUGGUUUUCUUAUGUGAAACUAGACAGCAAAAGGAUAAGAUGUAUCGUCUUCGUAACAGAAUUGGUCUACGUGGCUUUGAAGGAGUUAGUAGUGAGGGUAAUAGUGGAGGUCUAGCCUUGUUUUGGGAUGAGUCCUUGUACGUUGAUAUUCGUGAUUGCAAUAAAAGAUGGAUUGAUGCGUA